AGAAGAAGAGAGGGGAAGGGGAAGAGGUAGGGGUUUCAGGAGUAGUCCCAGGGAGUGGUGGUGAGGACCUCAUCCACGUUGGCGCCUGUGUGACCCAAGACAAGAGAAUGCGCGUGAGAGAUUUAGUGGAGAGGAUGCCAGCCCCUAUUAGGCUUCGGGAGCUGAUCCGGACUAUCCGGACAGCCCGAACCCAAGCAGAAGAGCGAGAAAUGAUCCAGAAAGAAUGUGCUGCCAUUCGAUCAUCCUUUAGAGAAGAGGACAACACAUAUCGCUGUCGGAAUGUUGCAAAAUUACUUUACAUGCAUAUGCUGGGCUACCCUGCACAUUUUGGUCAGUUGGAGUGCCUCAAGCUCAUUGCUUCUCAAAAAUUCACAGACAAACGAAUUGGCUAUCUAGGGGCCAUGCUGCUGCUGGAUGAGAGACAGGAUGUACAUCUUCUAAUGACUAACUGCAUCAAGAAUGACCUUAAUCAUAGCACGCAGUAUGUGCAGGGGCUGGCACUCUGCACCCUUGGCUGUAUGGGUUCCUCAGAAAUGUGUCGAGAUCUUGCAGGAGAAGUAGAGAAACUCCUUAAAACUUCCAAUUCUUACUUAAGAAAAAAGGCAGCACUUUGUGCUGUACAUGUCAUCAGGAAGGUACCUGAACUUAUGGAGAUGUUUUUGCCAGCCACAAAAAAUUUAUUGAAUGAAAAGAACCAUGGUGUCCUUCACACAUCUGUUGUCCUACUCACAGAAAUGUGUGAGAGAAGCCCAGACAUGCUAGCACAUUUCCGAAAGCUUGUACCACAGUUAGUACGUAUUCUAAAGAACCUUAUCAUGUCUGGAUAUUCACCAGAGCAUGAUGUGUCUGGGAUCAGCGACCCCUUCCUACAGGUGCGAAUCCUGAGGUUACUAAGAAUUCUAGGACGAAAUGAUGAUGACUCAAGUGAAGCAAUGAAUGAUAUAUUGGCACAGGUUGCCACCAAUACGGAGACUAGUAAAAAUGUAGGAAACGCUAUUCUCUAUGAAACGGUUUUGACUAUUAUGGACAUCAAGUCAGAGAGUGGACUAAGAGUAUUAGCCAUAAAUAUCCUGGGUCGUUUCUUAUUGAACAAUGACAAAAAUAUUAGAUACGUAGCUCUGACAUCUUUGUUGAAGACUGUGCAGACAGAUCAUAAUGCAGUACAGAGGCAUCGAAGCACCAUUGUGGACUGCCUGAAGGAUCUUGAUGUCUCAAUUAAACGGCGUGCAAUGGAAUUAAGCUUUGCUCUGGUAAAUGGAAAUAAUAUCCGUGGUAUGAUGAAGGAAUUGCUAUAUUUUUUGGAUUCUUGUGAGCCAGAAUUUAAGGCAGACUGUGCAUCUGGAAUCUUCCUUGCUGCAGAAAAAUAUGCACCUUCCAAACGAUGGCACAUAGACACAAUUAUGCGUGUUCUAACAACGGCAGGGAGUUAUGUCCGUGAUGAUGCUGUCCCAAACUUGAUUCAGCUGAUAACUAAUAGUGUAGAGAUGCAUGCCUACACUGUUCAACGCCUCUACAAAGCCAUUCUUGGUGAUUAUUCCCAACAACCCUUGGUGCAAGUAGCUGCCUGGUGUAUAGGUGAAUAUGGAGACCUGCUAGUAUCUGGUCAAUGUGAAGAGGAGGAACCCAUUCAGGUUACAGAGGAUGAAGUGCUGGAUAUCUUGGAAAGUGUUCUCAUCUCUAACAUGUCUACAUCUGUUACCCGGGGUUAUGCCCUCACUGCCAUCAUGAAGCUCUCAACAAGAUUCAGCUGUACUGUUAAUCGAAUUAAGAAAGUGGUUUCCAUCUAUGGAAGCAGUAUUGAUGUGGAACUCCAGCAGAGGGCAGUAGAGUACAAUGCACUUUUCAAAAAAUAUGACCAUAUGAGGUCAGCCCUGCUUGAAAGAAUGCCUGUCAUGGAAAAGGUGACUACAAAUGGCCCCACUGAUAUUGUACAAACAAAUGGAGAGACAGAACCAGCACCACUGGAGACAAAACCACCACCUUCUGGGCCCCAGCCAACAAACCAGGCUAAUGAUUUAUUAGAUUUGUUGGGAGGAAAUGAUAUAACACCCAUUAUUCCAACUGUACCUACAAGCAAGCCAGCUUCUGCUGGGGGAGAGCUUCUUGACUUGCUGGGAGACCUCAAUCUGGCAGGUGCUCCACCUUCUGCUCCUGCCUCAGUUCCACAGCUGUCACAGCCUCCUUUCCUCUUAGAUGGGCUUUCAUCACAGCCUCUCUUUAAUGAUAUUGCUUCAGGUAUCCCUUCCAUCACAGCAUACAGUAAGAAUGGUUUAAAGAUAGAAUUCACCUUCGAAAGGUCCAACACUAACCCCAGUGUCACAGUGAUCACGAUACAGGCCUCCAACAGCACAGAAUUGGACAUGACAGACUUUGUUUUCCAAGCUGCAGUACCAAAGACAUUCCAGCUGCAGCUUUUAUCUCCUAGCAGCAGCAUUGUCCCAGCAUUUAAUACUGGGACCAUCACACAAGUCAUUAAAGUUCUGAACCCACAGAAGCAGCAGCUCCGAAUGAGGAUCAAGCUUACUUAUAAUCACAAAGGCUCUGCGAUGCAGGAUCUAGCUGAAGUGAACAACUUUCCACCUCAGUCCUGGCAGUGAGGCUUUGGCACCAUUCUUACUCUCGUCCUACCCAAUCAAAGGAACUCUGGGAAGGAGGUUGUGAUCCCUGGCAAGCCCCCCUUCCCACCCUCCCCUCCCAAACUGCACUGUGGGCACGAGGAGCCGAGGAGAGCUACUGAGGAGGAUUUCCCUAAAGUUACUGCUGACCUCAAAGCAUAGCUUGUUAAAGACUAAUCUCCUCUCCUCCUCAGUUGAGGCUGGCUGCUUCAGGAGGCUACUGUGCACUCUUCCUCUUCUUCCCUUUUUUUCUCCCUUCCCCCCCUCCCCCCCAGCCCUCCCACAUUCACAGCCAGAAAGAAUAUUCCCUGGGCCCCUAAGGAAAUAUGCAGCUUGUCUGGAGGAGAAGACUGGAAUUCACGGCAAGAAAACACUCGCUCUCUCUCUCUGAAGCAAAUGGUUGCCCCUUCUUUCUGCUGUUUCUCUGUGGGGUAGGGGAAGUGAGGAUAUUUGUUCCUCACUCUCUGGGUUACCAUCUUCAGGCACUUUUGACAUCUGGCAUUCAGGAUGGAAAUCUAUCAAAAGGACAUUAGGGAGCCCUGCCUUUUUCUUUUGGUUCCCCCAAUGUUUGAAAGAGGCGUUAGGUUCCUAGUAGCCUUUUCUGUGCAUUGCUGUAUACACACAGACACACACACAUGUAUGUUCGUUAGCUGUAUGAUAACCAAGAGCAGGUCAGGCCUUGAGAGGUUAUUUGUAAACACUGGACAGAUGCAGUAAAAAAUUUCUGAUGAGAUUUGGUUUGAAGGUCAUGGUGCUCUAUUUGUGAUAGAAUUUUCCAAGGCUCUUCCAGCUCCCCUUGUUCACCACUCCUUGGCUAUAGUCAUGUAUACUUAAACAGUUUUCAAAAUCUCUUCCCCUAAAAUACAAAGUAGACAACUUAUAAAGAUACGCUACAAGCUAUCGUACCUCUACCUCCCCAAGAAUUUUAACCUUCCCCAGCCAGUAACUUGGCUGCUUAGACAUGGUAGAUAGGUAAGAAAAGAGGCGGCACCAGUUGUACGGUUCAGACUAAUGGACAUGAAGCCCCUUUGCCCAUAUGAAGAGUGAAUAUUUGACUCAUCCUAGAGCACAUUGGAGAGUCUUUUUUUCCCCAUUACUUCAAACCUCCCUUUUAUUUCCUGAGCCUGGCUUGGACCUUGGCAUUCCGUUUGAAUUCCUUCUUCUAACUGGAACAUUUGUGUUGUAUCUGUAACACUGGCACUGAAAUAAAGACCAUACAGUUAAAGAAAUCUUUCCUAUAUUGUACUUAAUGGUGUUGGAAUGAAGCCUUGUAGCUUCCUCGCCCCCUGUGUCAGUGAGAGUCAUUUAGAGAAUGUAGGAUAGGAUUAACAUCCUGAGUUUCACAAAUAAUUUACUGUUCUCUCUAUGGAGAAAAUUUUUCAUGAACAUGUGGGCCAAAGACCCAAGGUCUGAGCUCUUUUGAGUGGGGUAUGCUGAGUGCCUUUCAGAAAGGAUCAAUGUAUCACUAAACUGUGCACCUUAGAAUUGAUUUGAUAGAGGAAUGAGAUAAAGGUGACUCCUAUAGUACACAUUGAGUGUACUAUGUACAUUCAAAUAUAUGAGUACUGUGUCUUUCAGGCUCUAGAAGAUGGGGGAAAGUGGUGCCCACCUCGAUGUCAUCCUUUAUAAGUGCUACUGUAUUGAGAACAGUACAGAUAACUCAUUUUUCUGCUGUCUUAAAACUGGUUCAAACCCAUUUCUUCUUCAUUCCACCAGUCUGGGACUGAAAGACGUUUCAGUCCCUUGUCAAACCUAGCUCUGUAUCAGAUGCUAGGAUAUUGUUAACCUAUCUGACAGACUGGAGUUGGGCUAAAGUGAAUGCCCAGGUUUUGUUGACACAGGAGAGUAAAAUCAGCUGGAACUUUUAUUUCACUGGUAUAGGAUUGACUGAAUCUGGAUCCAGAUGUUACCUUUGCACAUAAUUUUUAGUAAAUUGUGGACUUGUCAAAACUUAAGGAAACUGGUCCGCCUCUGUUUUGGAAGGUAGUUCUUAAAGGUUUCUUUUCCCAAUACCUUUAUUGGGUGCUUUGAAACAUGAGCUAGAAAUAACAUAUAAAUAGUUUGUGGCUUUCUUGAUUGGAAUUUUUCUUUAACAUACUUUUGUAGUAGUAUCUCUAUUUGCUCUCUUGUUUAUAGGUGACCAGUUGAGAAUUUUUAAGUUGGAGAACCGAGUUGAGGUACUGAAGAAAUUUAUGGGAGAUAUUCUCUGGAUAAGAACAUAGCUGACAAGUGAGACUAAAAGGAAUGAACCACACUGAUAAAGUAUUUCUGGUGGAUCAUAAUUUGGAGAGGAAAUAGUAUGAUCCUAAACACACACACACACACACACACACACACACACACACAUCUUAGCCUUAACACAAAGUAUAUUCGUUGGGACAUGAACAUAUUUGGAGACAGAAGCCAUAGAAGUGUGGCCCAAACUCAUCUGACCAGUGGUAGAGCUCCUUCCUGAAGAGAUUAGCAGUCAAGUAACUGUGUAGGGUACUGAUAGUUGUGAAAACUUUCUAAUGUUUGGAUAACGGAAAGCUUCAGUGUGCCUUAGUUUCUGGGACCUGGAUUUGCUCUCCUUUCAUUCUGAAUGAUUUUCAGCUAAAAGAAUUUACAUAAUUGCUGUGAAUACUUGAACAUUUCAGCAUUCAGUGAUUCCUUUCCUUAGUACCAUUUCAGGAGGAGCAAAUAGGGGACAGUUUUAGCUACAAGGACCAUUGUGGGGAGCUAGACACUCUCUAAUCUGUUUUAAUAAAACUUGGGGUUGGGAACUGUACUUGCACACAUACAUAUGUCUUGGACAAUUUCACAUGCACUUUUACCUCAUUAUCUCCUCCAGAGUAGCUUGCAUUUUCCCCAGAAGUAGUCCUGAGGGAGGAUUCAUCUAAGUAAGCAUAUAAAACUGUGAAUGGCUCUUUCUGAGAGACUUUGACCACAGGACUCCAGCGUUAUCUUGAAAUGCCUGGGACAGUGUAGUGGAAUGUUUUAUGCCAUCUUUAGGGCACAGUCUUUUGAGAUCAUCAGUUAACUAUGAGAUCUUCAUUUAAAUAAACAUUCCUCAUUGUAACAGUUGGAAUACUUUUUUCCCUUUUGCUUGGAUAAGUUAUGGUUUUGUAUCCCUUGCUUAUUCCAUUAAUGUGUGAAAGAAUUUUGGAUUUAGCCCUAAGAGUUUGAGUAAUGAUUUGCAUCUGUUUUAUGACAUGCUUCUCUUUGUGCCCUUCUGAAAGGAGUUAGGGGAUACUGACUUGGAGAUUAAACUUACCUUCUUAUACUGUGUAUUGGGAAGUGAUUAGAGCCAAGAGAACACAUGGGAGAAAGGAAGUGGUGGAAUGGCCAAUGUUUUUUCUAGUGAAUGUAUUUUAACUUCAGUGUCCUGAACCAAGAGACAGCAGGAGAACAGCAAAUAAAUAUUUAAGAAUUGUGUGUAUGUAUGUGUGCACCUGUGCAUGUGCCUGUGUGCAUGGGGGCUUGAUUGCAUAUUUGGGGUUUGGAGAAGAGAACUACCAAGGCUUGAAGGUUGAACCUCAUGUAGCCAGCCCUGGUAAGGGGAGAAGAGGGAAGAGAGGAAACAGGGGCUCGUGGACUGAAUGUGAACCAAUUCUCUUUGAAGCAAUAGCAGUGACUGGUCUCAGCUAACUGCACAAGGCCUUCAACAUUUAUCCACAGAAGAAAAUGCUGUGGCAGCUUGCACAGACAGGCAGCGCAUUCCUUGCCACAGGGCUGGUUCUUGCUGCAAAAUGGAGCAGUGAGGAGGUUUUUAAAAAAAAGAAAAAAGAAAAAAAAUGUUAAAAACAAACCUGCUGUUGAGCUUUGUGUGUUCUGUGUUUUAUUUUCUGUUUGGGGGCUUCGAGAGAGAAGGAGCCACUAAACUGUUUCUUUGUGAACUUUCACUUUGUUCCUGUGAAGUCCCUUUUCUUUCAUGAUGUUGUAAGUUACAUUUCACAUCAAGCCCCAUCCCAUCUCCUUUACUGUAAAAAAAAAUAUUAAAGGCUCUUUCCAAGUGGGGUGCCUGAUGAAGUUCUAAUUACUGCAGACAUAUUUUUGGGAUGUAAAAAAAUUCAAAAUGAUAACUCUUAGAAGAGAGCGAGGAGUAUAAUGGAUGUAAACAUUUACAUGGGAUGCAUUAGAAUUCUGCUGUGUGUAUUGUCUUUUGGUUGAAACAAAUUAUGAACGGUGACUAAUAAUAAAAAGUCAAUACUCGAUGAUUUAAAA
Molecule: messenger RNA, 6818 nt
Organism: Monodelphis domestica (gray short-tailed opossum)
Lineage: Eukaryota; Metazoa; Chordata; Mammalia; Didelphimorphia; Didelphidae
Gene: AP1G1
Product: adaptor related protein complex 1 subunit gamma 1
Biological process (GO): vesicle-mediated transport; intracellular protein transport
Cellular component (GO): membrane coat; Golgi apparatus; AP-1 adaptor complex
Source: RefSeq, a predicted model, not a curated record